AUGAGUUCUUUGGAAGAUCAACAGGAUGAGACAGUAAUUGAUUUAACACACGAAGAAUCGACAACCAUCUCAGAAUCUGGCAACCAGGUUAUCGAAUCAAAUGAAUUUUCUGGUGAAAGCAGCAGUUCUUCUGGUUUUCAAGAUGAAAACCACUCAUCCGAAGAAAUUGUAAAAUUACACAAAGCUCGAAAUGAAUAUAUUUGCCAAUUUUGUGAAAAAAUCUUCAAGGGUAAACCAUGCCUUGUGAAACAUGAAAUUAUGAUUCACUUCUGUAAACCUACAUGUCCUGAUUGCGGAACUAAUUUUACUUCAUUGAAACACUUAGAAAAUCAUUUUGAAGAAUACACAGAAAAAUUAUAUCUUGAAUGUGUGAAAUGCGCUAUGAAUUUUUCGAAGGAAAAAAAUUUUCGAACUCAUUUGGAUUUAAACACAUGCUGGAUAUACUUUUGCGAAAUUUGUGGGGAUUUGUUUCAGUUUCAUGAAUUGAAAGAUCACAUGCGAAGUCACACAGGCGAAGAUUCUUAUCAUUGUGAUUCAUGUGGAAAAGAAUUCAGUUCUGAGACAUCGGUUUUGGAACAUAUGCAAACUCAUAAUAAUGAGAACACACUUGAGUGCGAUUUAUGUAAAAGAAGAUUCAUCAAGGAAGCACAUUUUAAUAAACAUGUGCGAGGAAUAUCCAGAUAUAUUUGUACAGUUUGUGACAGACAGUUUUGCACAAGGUGGUUGUACAAGAGACAUGUUCAAUCUCAUGAUAUAGAAAAACGAACCUGCUCAAUAUGUGAGCUUAUUUUUUCAUCAACACAUAUGCUCGAAAUGCAUAAAAAAGGGAAAAAACAUGCAUAUCAAUCCUCUAUCAAUAAUCAUAAAAGUUCGCAACAUACAUAA
Messenger RNA from Styela clava, 885 nucleotides. NCBI's taxonomy places the organism in Eukaryota, Metazoa, Chordata, Ascidiacea, Stolidobranchia, Styelidae. The record is from RefSeq and is a predicted model, not a curated record.